This is a messenger RNA of Iphiclides podalirius (scarce swallowtail), 309 nucleotides long. The record is from the annotation of a GenBank genome assembly. Lineage: Eukaryota; Metazoa; Arthropoda; Insecta; Lepidoptera; Papilionidae.
AUGAAAUCCUUCAUCCUCUUUGCUCUGUUCGUGGCCGCGGCCGUCGCCGCCCCUCUCGACUCCAAGGAUGCCACCAUCGUCACAGAUGAAUCCAACAACAUCGGUGUUGGACCAUAUUUCUACCGCUAUGAAACCAGCGACGGCAAAUCCGCUUCCGAGGAGGGUGACCUGACGAAUGGCCCAGAGGGAGAAGCGCUCGCUGUCCGCGGCCAGUUCUCCUACCCAGGCCCCGACGGCGUCCUUUACACCGUCACCUACACCGCCGGCGUGAAUGGAUUCGUUGCGGAAGGUGCCCACCUCCCCAAGGCC